Molecule: messenger RNA, 450 nt
Organism: Ogataea philodendri
Lineage: Eukaryota; Fungi; Ascomycota; Pichiomycetes; Pichiales; Pichiaceae
Exons: 1
Coding region: 1-450 (149 amino acids)
Source: RefSeq, a predicted model, not a curated record
AUGACAAGACCAGAUAUAACUUAUGCGGUGAACUGCCUGGCCAGAUUCAGUACUACACCAGACUUAGAAUUGUUCAAACAAUUAUAUCAUCUGAUCAUAUAUCUAUAUCAUACGAGGGGUAACAAAAUGACCUACAAAGCAGGUGACUGCCAAUUGUCUAUCUACACACAUAGCGAUCUAGCCCAAGACGUUGUCACUAGAAAAUCUAUAGGAGGUCAUAUAUUCGCCAUUAACGGAUCUCCAUUUUCAUGGGACUCCAAGAGAAUAUCAACCAUAUGUGACUCUUCGUGCCAAGCAGAAAUGGAAUCACUAUCCAUCGCAGUCAAAGAGCUCUUCUUAUGGUUCAUCGGUCUUCUUGAGUAUACUGGAUUGAUUGAGUACAUCGAAAAGAAACCAAUUGUUCACGUUGACAACAGCUCUGUCAUCAGCUUAAUCAAGAAAGGAAACUAA